Molecule: messenger RNA, 321 nt
Organism: Puccinia graminis f. sp. tritici CRL 75-36-700-3
Lineage: Eukaryota; Fungi; Basidiomycota; Pucciniomycetes; Pucciniales; Pucciniaceae
Exons: 3
Coding region: 1-321 (106 amino acids)
Source: RefSeq, a predicted model, not a curated record
AUGACUAACUGUGAUGAUGAAUUGCGCCGCAUAUCACGAGAAGCAAGGCAGGCUCUAAAUUGGGCUGUCAAUAUGGCAGCCAAGGUGGAGAACAUUUUGGAGGCAUUGCUCAUGGAUGUGCAAGAGACUGAUGUUCUAACAGAAACUCAGCAGAAUUUACAGGAUAUUUGCACAGCUGAAAAUCUACCCAAGUCAGUUAUGGAAUCGGUGAUUUCUAAUACGGCAAAGAAGUUCUGUAGGCUAUGGAUAACGUGGAACUCAAGCUGUAAUAAGGUCUUACUGUGGAGACAUUGUGGGAAAAACUACGUGGAGAAGCAGUGA